Molecule: messenger RNA, 2432 nt
Organism: Sturnus vulgaris (Common starling)
Lineage: Eukaryota; Metazoa; Chordata; Aves; Passeriformes; Sturnidae
Gene: FSD2
Product: fibronectin type III and SPRY domain containing 2
Molecular function (GO): protein binding
Source: RefSeq, a predicted model, not a curated record
CUCAUCAUCUCAAAAGCCUCCCCGAGGACACCAAUGUCAUCCAGAUCUGGCAGCACGAGAGGCUAUGAGACUAGCAGCCAGUCACAGGAUCAUUCAGCUUCCCCACCAGUCCCAGAGUCUAGUGACCCUGAGACUGAAGGUUUGGUAUUUUAUCACAUGGAUCUUUAUGGAUCAAAGGAGAGGUUUGAUAUCUUUCCUGAAGAGUUCUCUGGUCGAGGAGACAGAUCUCUGGGGGAUACAAGGGAAUCUACAUUGAGUAGUGAAAAAGUUCAGCGCCCACAAGAAGUUGGCUAUGACUUGGAAAAGGAGGUUGCAGAGUUGGCUAAGAUGUAUGGACUUGAUGAGGAUAGAGAAAAAGAGCUUGAGCUUCUUGGAGGACAUCUGGAGAAGGUGGAGAGCAGAUGGCCACCUGCUCGCACAGAAAAAGCAGGAUCACAAGGCUCCAUAUAUAACACAUCAAAAAGCAGCCCUUCCGUGAAAGAUCCAAAUCAGAGCACAAAGCAACAAGGACUUCCUGAUGAGGUUUCUCAAGGUGAAAAUCAGAGCAAAGCCAGAGCAGAUGAUGAGGCUGAGAGCAACAUAUGGUCCAGAGGGGGGCUAAGCAGUGGUGGCAUGUCAGAGGAAUGGAACAGUCAGGCUGUCAGUGAGGAGGAGGAAGAGGAGGAAGAGGAAGAAGCAGCAGAUGUUUUUUGUUCUACCUGCAAGAUACCAAUCCGAGCUUUUGACAAACUAUUUGGUGAACACAAGGAUCACGAGGUUGCUCAGCUCCCCAGUGCCCUGGAAAGUGAAAAGGAGGAGAUCCAUAAAAACAUGUGCAGGUUGGAGGAACAGAUUGCUCAGAUGGAAAAUGUUGCCAGCCAUUUGGAGGAAAUCUUCAUCACUGUAGAGGAAAAUUUUGGGAGGCAGGAACAGAACUUUGAGGUGCAUUACAACGAUGCAGUGCAAGUGCUUGCACAGAAGUAUGAAGAGCAGCUGGAAGCACUGGGAGAAGAGAAGAGGCAGAAGCUGGAAGCUCUGUAUGAGCAGCUGGUCAGUUGUGGGAAACAUCUUGACACCUGCAAGGAGCUGACAGAUGAAACCCAGGAGCUUUUCCUGGAGAAUGACAAAGCUGAAUUUAUGAAGGCAGCAGUAACCAUGGUUGACAGGCUGGAAGAAUUCUUAAAGAAAGAAGUGGAUUUAGAGCUUUCAACCCUGCCAGACUUUGAAGAGAGAGUCAUAGAUGUCUCUGAAGUUGAACAACUAAUGAACUCCAUUAAUACUAUUCCAGCUCCUUGUGCCCCUGUGAUCAAUCCCCAGGCUCCCAAUGCAGCAACUGGCACUUCACUGAGGGUUUGCUGGGGCCUGUUCUCAGAUGACACUGUGGAGUGCUACCAGCUGUGCUACAAACCAGUGAGCAACGAGAGGCACAGUGAUGGGCAAGCAGAGCAUACACUAAAAGUCAAAGAAACAUACUGCACCAUUACUGACCUGUUGCCAAAUACACAGUAUGAAUUUUGGGUCAGUGCUUUAAAUGCCUCCGGUAUCAGUCCACCAAGUGAAAGAGCAGUUUAUGUAACAGCUCCUUCACCACCUAUCAUAAAGAAUAAAAAGAUCCAAAGCUGUGAAAAUGCAGUUCUGGUGUGCUGGGAAUCCAGAGACAUCAACCCUGUUGAUUCCUACACGGUUGAAUUGUCCAAGCUGACAGAUGAAGAAAAUGAUGAUAUUAUUACUGAAUCUAUUGUUGGGAUCCCUAACUGUGAAGUCCUAAUUCACCUCCAGCCAACACAAAAGUAUCACAUCUGUGUCAGAGCCCACAACCUGGGUGGCUCCAGUGAAAGAAGUGACCCUAUCCUGAUACACACCACAGGCACCUGCUUCCACCUUAAUGAGGACACAGCCCAUCCUUUACUGGCAAUUCUAGAUGAUGGAUUUACCAUUUCAUGUGAUGAACUGGAAAACCCAGAGUGUGAUCUGCCUGUCUAUGAUAACAGCUUUACAAGAUGUAUUGCGAUCCUGGGCAGUCUGAUCCCAUUUCCAGGAAAGCAUUACUGGGAGGUGGAAGUUGAGGAAGAUACAGAGUACAGAACUGGUGUGGCUUUUGAGAACACUCCAAGACAUGGGCACCUGGGGGCAAAUAACUCAUCCUGGUGCAUGAGGCACAUCAUCACACCCUCAAGGCACAAGUAUGAAUUCCUGCACAGCGGGAUGACACCCGACAUCAGAAUUACUAUUCCCCCCAGAAGGAUUGGCAUCCUGCUGGACUAUGAGAACUGCAGACUGUCAUUUUUCAAUGCAGAUAUUGGCCAGCAUCUUCACACAUUCAAGUCACGCUUCCAGCAUUAUGUCCAUCCCUGCUUUGCACUGGAAACACCUGGUAUCUUAAGGAUACAUACUGGAAUUCCAACACCCCCAUGGACUGCCCUGCCAUAAACCUGUGUUCUGCAGCUACCACA